Molecule: messenger RNA, 1888 nt
Organism: Sinocyclocheilus rhinocerous
Lineage: Eukaryota; Metazoa; Chordata; Actinopteri; Cypriniformes; Cyprinidae
Product: protein phosphatase 1 regulatory subunit 3C-B-like
Exons: 2
Coding region: 190-1143 (317 amino acids)
Biological process (GO): regulation of glycogen biosynthetic process
Cellular component (GO): protein phosphatase type 1 complex
Molecular function (GO): protein phosphatase 1 binding; glycogen binding
Source: RefSeq, a predicted model, not a curated record
CUUUGGCAGUACAGCUGGACCGCGAAGGGGGCGUGCCGCUGCAAACGACUGUUCGUCAGUGGGUUUUUAGUUAUCAUGGUCGACACGUUGUUAAAUUAAGUUUAAAAGCAAGAAGGAAAAAACUGUACUUGUUCAAACUAUAAUAGAGCAAACUGUGUCUGCCGUUUUGGUAACAAACCACGGGUUUCAAUGAAUUGCACCAGGGUUCUGCAGAUACUCAACCCCAGGCCAAUGCCAAGUCCAAUUAUGCCUGUGGAUGUGGCAAUGAGAAUUUGUCUGGCACAUUCGCCGCCUCUUCGCAGUUUCCUCAGUUCAUAUGAGGACUGCAAGUCCAGGAGCCUAGUCAACCAGUACAAACCUCUGAGAUCCUGCAUCAGCACCAAGACAGAUGUGGACACUGAUAACAUAGGAUGGAAGAGUCCCGAGACCAAAAACAAAAAGAAAGUGUUUUUUGCUGACUCCAAAGGCAUGUCUCUGACAGCAGUCUAUGUAUUCAAGGAAUUCGAGGAAGACCCCAUGUUAGACCUGCAGUUCGAAUUAUCAGACUUGGAGGACGCCAUUGUGGGCCUGAAAGCGGAGAAGGAGAAGAAUUUGAUUUUGGAUUUCCCUCAGCCUGCUGCAGACUAUUUGGACUUUCAGAACCGUCUAAAGAAGAGCCUGGUAUGCUUGGAAAACUGCAGAAUUCAAGAGAGAUCGCUCACCGGCACAGUCAAAGUGAGCAACGUAAGCUUUGAGAAAAUGGUCCAUAUGCGAAUAACAUUUGAUUCAUGGAAAAGCUACGCUGAUAUUCCUUGUACAUACAUGAAUAAUGUUUAUGGUUGUGAGGACGUUGACGCUUUCUCAUUUUUCAUCGACCUUCCAAGUUUUGUGCACCCACAAGAGCAGGUGGAGUUCUGCAUAUCCUACAAAACUCAUGAUACCACAUACUGGGACAAUAACAACGGGAAAAAUUACAAGCUGGUACAUGCAGAGAACGACCCCAGCCAGACCAGUGUAACCCAACAGACGGCUACAGAUUUCAAGAAUCAAGGCAAACGGCCAGAGAUGGAAUAUGAUCAAUUUGGGAGCCCGAGAAUGUCUAGUGGAUUCUUCCCCGAGUGGCAGAGUUGGGGUCAUAUUGAGAACAACACCCCCUACUGGUGACAGUUCAAGACCCCUGAUGAACUUGAAGUAAAUGUUGUAACAAGGACAAAUGCAAAUGGUUUCAGAAUUGACUUUUGAAAAGGGUAGAGUAGAAAGAGUAGAAAUUAGCAAUGAUAUCCUCAAAAGAAAACAAUUUUGGCCAUGUGUGGCCAUCUUUCAUACUGUCCAAAUUAAUUCAAUGUUGGUGUAUGAUUUUGAAAUACACAUUUAGUUUAAAAUGAGAAGUUUGGGCUGUAUGCAACUUUGAGACUAACCAUGUUAACCGUAUGGCAGUUACUCAGAAUGAAAAAUGUUGGUUUAUGUAAUUUUCUAAUUUUCUAGCACACUACGUACACUAUUUUGUAGAUCUGACAUGGGGUAAACCAAUAAUUUUCAUAACAUAGAUGCCUUCCUUUGUGUUAUUCUGUAAUUAACUGUUAUACAAAGGCAUUGUUUUGGAUAUCUUUCCAAAUGUCCUUGAAUGAAGCGAACAACUAGCAUUUGCUCUGAAAUAGAUUCUACAACAUACUAUUUUCUGCAACAUAUUACCUUGAAGGGUAAUAAUUUUGUUACUCUAUCUAAAGUCACUGAAUAUUGGGAAUCCUGCUUUUGAAAUGUGACUGGACGUUAAUAAUUUAAGUCAUCUUUAAAAGGAUAGUUGAACCAAAAAUGAAAGUUCUGUAAUUUAUUCAACCUCCAAACAUGUAUGCAUUUCCGUUAUUUUAACACAAUAGAAGAUAUUGAAUAAAAUGUAUCAGUGUUUUUU